AAAAGGUUGCUACAGAAAGGCCGAAGAAGCUUCUUUUCUGCAUAAAAAAAAAGAAAAAUCAGUCCCGCAGGGCUAACCAGAGUGGUGUUUUCUCUUUUAACCUUUAUGCUCUCUCUUCUCUCUCUCUCUCUCUCUCUCUUGUCUACAGUCUACUCUCUGUUCAGAUUAUCAACCAUAUUAUUCCUUCUCUUCAUUCAUAUUCAUAUUCUUCCCAGCCUUUUCCUCGAGUUAUACUUGCGUUUCUUUGAAUUGUGUAACUUUCAUGUCUAUACCACUGGAACAUAAUUACAUGGGCUUAUCAGAGGCUUCUUCAAUGGAAAGAAGCUCGGAAAAGCUUUCAUCUUCCUCCUCUUCUACUCUCUCAACUGAGGUUGAGAAGAGCUCUGCUCUCAACCUCAAGGAGACUGAGCUCACCCUUGGCUUGCCUGGGUCUGAGGUCCCAGAGAGAAAACCAGGACUGGGGGUCUCCCUUUUUGGUAAGGACUUGGAGGAUAAGAAUAAAGGGUAUUCUCUGAGCACUCUAAAAAACCCUGUGUCUGGGGCUAAGAGGGGUUUCUCUGAUGCCAUUGAUGGUUCUUCUGGGAAAUGGGUUUUAUCUAUGUCUAAUGAAUCUGAGGUUGAUUUGGGUAAAGGAGCUGUUUUAUCUAUGUCCAGUGGGAAGCCUCUUGCUGGUUUAGAGGGUAAGAAUACUACCCAGCAGUCAUGUCCACUAGCAACACCAACCAUGAAAGAGGCAAGUUCUGUUCCUCAAUCUUCAAAGCCAGUUCAGGAUAAGAAGCCUCAGAUUCCUGUUGCAAAUGAACAUGGUAGUGCUCCUGCUGCAAAGGCACAGGUUGUAGGAUGGCCCCCAAUUCGUUCAUUCAGAAAAAACAGCAUGGCCUCCAAUUUGGCGAAGACUGCCGAUGAGGUUGAAGGCAAAUCUGGAUUUGGAUUCCUUUAUGUAAAAGUUAGCAUGGACGGUGCUCCAUACCUAAGGAAGGUUGAUCUCAAAACGUAUAAAAAUUAUAUGGAACUGUCAUCGGCUCUGGAGAAGAUGUUUAGCUGCUUUACCAUCGGGCAGUGCAGUUCACGCGGACUUCGAGGGCGGGAUGGCCUAAACGAGAGUUGUCUGAGGGAUCUUCUCCAUGGCUCUGAAUAUGUGCUGACAUAUGAAGACAAGGAUGGUGAUUGGAUGCUUGUUGGUGAUGUCCCCUGGGAAAUGUUCACAGAUUCCUGUAGGAGGCUAAGGAUCAUGAAAGGCUCUGAGGCAAUUGGGUUAGUCUGCUGAGAACGAACAAACAAGUCUACCUGCUUGAAAGCAGCGCGAAAGGCCCUGAAGUGCAAGAGCCUAGUAACUAAUGUGUUGUAAGUAUCAGCAAGACCAGAAAGGAGGUGCUGCUACCUGUGGCAAUGAAAGCUCUGAAAGAAUUUUUAGUUUGGUAUUCUGUUUUAAAAUCAUAUAUAUGCAUUUGAGAUAUUAGAUUUACGUGUAAGCUGGUAAUUUUUACUGGAGACAUUCAGAUUAAUAUAUAUUUUAAGUGGCAUGUCUGCUUUGUAUAAAAAAAAAAAAGUGUCCGCUUUGUAUCUCUGAAUUCCAAUUGUUGUGUAAAUGGAUUGGUUGAUGUUUGUAAAUCUCUCUUCUUCUCUCUCUCCCGAACUCUAUUUUAAAGAAGAAUUACUAACAAAUUUUGGGAGUCAACCCAAGAA
Molecule: messenger RNA, 1686 nt
Organism: Carya illinoinensis
Lineage: Eukaryota; Viridiplantae; Streptophyta; Magnoliopsida; Fagales; Juglandaceae
Product: auxin-responsive protein IAA27-like
Exons: 5
Coding region: 263-1267 (334 amino acids)
Biological process (GO): regulation of DNA-templated transcription
Cellular component (GO): nucleus
Molecular function (GO): protein binding
Source: RefSeq, a predicted model, not a curated record